UUUCUCUACAGUAUACAUAUAUAUGUUCAUAUAUAUAUCAAAGUAUAGCAUGUGAAUUCUUCUGUAAUUUCAACAGAUUCUAGUUCAAUAAUACAUUAACAAUUAACAAUACAAAAUUCUGGUGAAUACCACUCGGUCGUUGGACGACGUGAAUCUUCACUGAAGCAAUUAAUUGAUGAGGAAAUAUUUCGAAGAAUUGAUUGGAAUUCCUUUUCUGCUGAAAAUGCAUGACUCAGAUGACAUGACGAAGACAAAACCGCAACGCCGGGCCUCCACGGAGGAGAGUCUUCAAAUCAUCAGACAGUCCCUCAAACGAGAUGAAAUGGAUAAACUUGAGGGCACCCAUUUCUACGGACAUACGCCUCACACAUUCAUCACACUUGGAGCAUCGGGUGACCUAGCGAAAAAAAAGAUUUACCCGACCCUCUGGUGGCUCUUCAGGGACAAUCUUCUUCCGAAGACUACGACAUUCUUUGGGUAUGCCAGGAGUAAAUUGACUCUGAAGGAAUUACGGGAGAAGUGCCAUCAGUACAUGAAGGUGAAACCCGGAGAGGAAGAGAAAUACGAGAAAUUCUGGCAAUUGAAUUACUACACUGCAGGUUCAUAUGACUCUGAAGAGGACUUUGCUGCUCUCAAUGGGAAACUGGAGAAUUGUGAGGUCGAGAGUAAAGCCAAUCGUUUAUUCUAUCUGGCACUGCCACCGAGUGUCUUCGAGACAGUGACAGUGCACAUUAGGAAUACUUGCAUGGGCCAAAAAGGUUGGACGAGAAUAAUUAUUGAAAAACCAUUUGGUCGUGAUGCUCCAACGUCAGAGCGUCUUUCAAAUCAUCUAGCAAGUCUAUUCCACGAGGAGCAGCUGUACAGAAUCGAUCAUUAUCUCGGUAAAGAGAUGGUCCAGAAUCUCAUGACACUGAGAUUUGGAAAUCGAAUCUUCAAUCCAACUUGGAAUCGAGAUAAUAUUGCAUCCGUCCAUAUAACAUUUAAAGAACCAUUUGGCACCCAGGGACGAGGUGGAUACUUCGAUGAAUUCGGUAUAAUACGAGACGUUAUGCAGAAUCAUUUGUUGCAGAUAAUGUCGUUGGUGGCUAUGGAGAAACCAGCAUCGUGUUGUCCCAAUGAUAUCAGAAAUGAAAAGGUGAAAGUCCUUAAAUGCAUAAAACCCCUGGAACUCGACGACGUUAUCUUGGGACAAUACGUUGGCGAUCCAGAGGCUGAAGAUCCUGAGGCACGAUUGGGAUACCUGGACGAUCCAACAGUACCCCCGAAUUCUACAACUCCAACAUUUGCAAUGGCUGCCUUGAAGAUAAAUAAUGAAAGAUGGGAUGGAGUGCCAUUUAUACUCAAAUGUGGCAAAGCAUUGAACGAACGGAAAGCUGAAGUCAGAGUUCAAUAUCUGGAUGUACCUGGUGACAUAUUUAAUGGUAAAGCAAAACGAAAUGAGUUGGUAAUCAGAGUCCAGCCUGGAGAGGCACUUUAUAUUAAAAUGAUGACGAAAACACCUGGUAUUACAUUUGAUAUGGAAGAAACUGAGCUGGAUCUCACCUAUGGACGUCGUUACAAGGACUUGAAACUCCCUGAUGCCUACGAGAGAUUAAUUCUGGACGUCUUCUGCGGCUCUCAAAUGCACUUCGUAAGAAGUGAUGAAUUGUCCGAGGCGUGGAGAAUAUUCACUCCCCUGUUGCAUCGAAUCGAGGGAGAAAAAAUAUCCCCCAUUCCCUACAAGUACAAAUCGCGUGGACCAAGUGAAGCUGAUGAAAUGGCUAAGAAGAAUAAUUUUAUGUACUAUGGCUCUUACAAGUGGCCUGAUCAUCCUUGAGUAUUUAAUUUAUUGAUCUCCUCUGUUGGUAUUUAAUUAUGAAGGGUUACAUUCCAUGUCCCAUUUUUAUACAUACAAAUUUCAUGUAUUUAUUAAAAUCAUCGAUUGUUCUCUAUUUAAAUUUUUACAAUCCGCUCGAUUAUGGGAAUUGAUCGAAUAAAAAAAAUUUAUAUCUUGCGGGACAAGUGAAAUUAUUUGAUCAAUAAAUGGUCAAUAUAAUGAAUAAUUGAGGCAGAGUGAAAUUCUUUCUAUACUCUAUAAAUUUAGAUUAGUAGGAAAAUUUAACGAAAUUUUCUGUUAUCAAGAUUUUUCGUAAUUUGGAAUAAAUUUUUUUUUUUCAAAAAUAUCCAUUUUACCCCAUUUUUUUCUCACCAGACUCUGUCAUGUUUCCAUUUAGGUUAUUAACGUCUUCUUGAUAUUUUGGAGGAGAUCAUUACGGAUUUAAUUACAGAUUUAAUUACAACUUGAAUGGGCUUGGACAAUAAUUUUGAUCAUAUUAAAUAGGGCAAUGGUUAUCUGAAGUAGAAAUAUGGCUGAAUGCAGCCAUCUAGUCAUACCCCACAUUGUAAUCUAUAAAGCUAUCAACAGAUUCACCUAUUCUUUAUAAAUCGUCUUCAAAAAUCAAAAAUAAAUCGAAAAACAAUGAAGAAAUAUCGAAUUAUUGCUAAUGGGAUGCAUAAGAUUGCAAUGAUAAUUUUCGAUUUGAAUGGCUGAAGAAUUCUAUGAAAUACAAUAGUUGUAUAAGAUAAUUUGAAAUUAUCAUAAAUGAUGACUAUUUA
Fopius arisanus is the source of this 2595-nucleotide messenger RNA. It is a transcript of the gene Zw, whose product is annotated as glucose-6-phosphate 1-dehydrogenase Zw. Gene Ontology annotation, molecular function: NADP binding; glucose-6-phosphate dehydrogenase activity. Gene Ontology annotation, cellular component: cytosol. Gene Ontology annotation, biological process: pentose-phosphate shunt, oxidative branch; glucose metabolic process. The transcript has 3 exons. NCBI's taxonomy places the organism in Eukaryota, Metazoa, Arthropoda, Insecta, Hymenoptera, Braconidae. The record is from RefSeq and is a predicted model, not a curated record. The coding region runs from base 176 to 1816 and encodes 546 amino acids.